AUGGAAGCUGAACGUUCAGGUCUUUGCUCAAAUCUGUCAGAGCUUCGGGACACCGGAGGUGGACCUAUUUGCAUCAUCGCAAAACAGGCAAGUCCAGAAGUUCUACUCCAGGAGAAGGGAGCAGGAGGCGUUGGGCCUAGAUGCUCUUCACGAGGAGUGGCCGAGAUCUCUUCUCUAUGCCUUUCCACUGACAAGAAUCAUACCCAGAGUAAUUCAAAAAAUAGUACAACAGAAGGCAGAAGUAGUCAUGAUAGCUCCUUGCUGGCCACGAAGACCGUGGUUCCAGGACUUGAGGCAGCUAUCAGUUUCGGAACCGUGGCGGCUACCAUCCAGGACGGACCUCCUGAUGCAGGGGAAGAUGUGCCACCCGGAUCCUAUGGGGUUCAAUUUAGCAGCUUGGAUGUUGAACGCAAGCAACUGAAACAGAUGGGAUACACAGAGAAUGUGAUCUCGACUAUGCUGGUGUCAAGAAGAAAAUCAACUAAUAGGAGCUAUAAUAGGACUUGGCAAACCUUUGAUUGCUGGUGCAAGAGUAGGGGACGUAACCCCCUAACAGCAUCGGUCAAACAGAUACUGUUGUUCCUACAGGAAGACCUGGAGAAAGAUUUAAGUACUAGCACCUUUAAGAGACAAGUGGCUGCCAUAUCUGCAAUAAGGGGAUCUCAGGGUGGAAAUUCCUUUACGACACAUCCACACGUUAAGAGAUUCUUGAGGGGGACCAUGCUAAUAAAUCCCCCAACGAUGCAUAGAUUCCCAACUUGGAAUUUGAACAUAGUCCUGGCAGCGCUCACAAAAGAACCAUUUGAGCCAAUGGUGACAUGUACGCUGAAAGAACUAACAUUAAAGACUAUUUUUUUGGUUGGGGUGACAUCAGCUAGAAGAGUGUCAGAAAUCAGGGCAUUGUCAGUGAAUAAAGAUCUAUGCAUUUUUCAUAAUGAUAAAGUUGUUCUGAGAGUGGACCCCACCUUCAUGCCUAAGGUGCAUAAAUAUCAGCAUUUGGAUUACUUAAUUGAAAAACUGGAACAGAUUAGAAGUAACAUUUCGAGAUCAACGGCGAUGUUUAACUCAUUGAAGGAGAAUUGGGAACAGUAUCAGCUUCAGUGCUUGAAAUAUUUCCAUGAAACACCUCCUAUUCUGUCAGAAGGCAAAUUCUGCAACAGAACAUUUGAUGAUUAUAUAUGUUGGCCAGAUGGCUUACCUGGCACCUAUGUGAAUAUGAGCUGCCCUUGGUAUCUUCCAUCAGUGAAAACAGGACAAGUUUAUCGCUUCUGUACACUUGAGGGCACAUGGCUGCUGGAAGAGAAUUCCACCAUGCCUUGGAGAAACACUUCUGAGUGUGUGAUUGCUGCUCGAGACCCGCCAAAAGAACGACUCCUAUUCCUAUCUGUCAUCUACACCACUGGAUAUGCUCUUUCUUUCUCUGCCCUUGUUAUAGCAACUGGCAUCCUCCUUGGGUUCAGGCAUCUCCAUUGCACAAGGAACUACAUUCACUUGAACCUUUUCAGCUCCUUUAUUCUACGUGCUGUAUCUGUCUUCAUUAAGGAUUCUCUGCUAACGCAGAUGUACAUAACUGCUACUCGUGAAUAUCAGUGGGAGAAGAUCUUGUCCUACCAGGAGUCACUCAGUUGUCGUCUGGUCUUUGUGAUGAUGCAUUAUUGUGUGACUGCAAACUACUACUGGCUUUUGGUUGAAGGAAUAUACCUGUACACACUGCUAGUGCUGUCAGUGUUUUCUGAACAGAGAAUCUUUCGGCUUUACCUUUGCAUCGGCUGGGGUGUACCAAUGCUGUUUGUUAUCCUCUGGGGAAUUGUCAAGUACCUUUAUGAAGAUGAGGGCUGCUGGAGCAGAAACCAUAACAUGAACUACUGGCUGAUCAUCAGGCUCCCCAUCCUUAUUGCUAUAGGGAUGAAUUUCCUGAUCUUUAUCAGAAUUAUAUGUAUUAUCAUUUCCAAGCUGCAAGCUAAUUUGAUGUGUAAAACUGACAUAAAGUGCCGACUGGCCAAAUCAACCCUGACUCUGAUCCCGCUACUGGGAACUCAUGAGAUCAUCUUUGCUUUUGUUACGGAUGAGCAUGCCAAAGGAAUGCUGCGGUUUGUGAAGCUCUUCUUCGAACUCUGCUCCACCUCCUUUCAGGGUCUUCUGGUGGCAGUCCUCUAUUGUUUUGUCAACAAUGAGGUUCGAACAGAGUUUCAGAAAAGCUGGGAGCGCUGGAGACUAGAACACUUACACGUCCAAAGAGACAGCAGUAUGAAGCCACUCAAGUGUCCAGCGAACAGCAUAAGUAGUGGAGGUACACUGGGGAGCACAGUCUAUGCUGCCACUUGUCAGGCUACGUGCAGCUAA
Molecule: messenger RNA, 2343 nt
Organism: Eublepharis macularius
Lineage: Eukaryota; Metazoa; Chordata; Lepidosauria; Squamata; Eublepharidae
Gene: GLP1R
Product: glucagon like peptide 1 receptor
Exons: 14
Coding region: 1-2343 (780 amino acids)
Biological process (GO): adenylate cyclase-activating G protein-coupled receptor signaling pathway; cell surface receptor signaling pathway
Cellular component (GO): plasma membrane
Molecular function (GO): glucagon receptor activity; peptide hormone binding
Source: RefSeq, a predicted model, not a curated record